Molecule: messenger RNA, 501 nt
Organism: Rotaria socialis
Lineage: Eukaryota; Metazoa; Rotifera; Eurotatoria; Philodinida; Philodinidae
Source: the annotation of a GenBank genome assembly
AUGCAACGACCACGACCAAAAGUGUUUUUUAAAGUGAAUAUUAACGGACAACCACAAGGAACCGUUGUUUUUGAGCUUUUUUCUGAUGUUGUACCCAGAACGGCUGAAAACUUUCGACAAUUAUGUACAGGUGCAGCCGGUUUUGGUUUUCGUGGUUGUCGAUUUCAUCGAAUAAUUCCUCAAUUUAUGGUUCAAGGAGGUGAUUUUGAUCUACAAGAUGGCACAGGAGGUCGAAGUAUUUUUGGCGAAAGUUUUCCUGAUGAAAACUUUCGUUUAAAACACGAUGUUCCAUUUUUAUUAUCGAUGGCAAAUUCAGGUCCAAACACCAAUGGUUCACAAUUUUUUAUAACUGUGGCUCCUACACCAUGGCUUAACGAUAAACACGUUGUAUUCGGUCGUGUUCUUCAAGGUCAAGAUAUUGUCAAAAGAAUGGAAAGCUGUGGUACCGAAGAAGGUACACCACGAGCUAAUGUGGUUAUAGCCGAAUGUGGUCAAAUAUAA